AUGGACAAAAUGACAACGAAUGAAGCACAAUGUUUUCUUUGUAAUAAACACACAUCGACAUAUUCUUGUCAAGGUUGUUCAAAUGAAUUCUGUUUGGAAGAUUUUACGAAACAUCGACAAGAUUUGACUGAAGAAUUCAAAACGAUUAUCAACAAUUAUGAUCGAUUUAGAGAAAAUCUUCAAGAAAGAAAAGAAAAACCACAAUACUAUUAUGCCUACAUUGAUAUUAAUCAAUGGGAAAAGAAUUCGAUCGAAAUUAUUCGACAAACAGCUCGACAAUGUCGACAAACAUUUCUCAAAGCAAUUGAAGAAUUUCUCGUCGAUAUUGAAGAGAAAUUCAAUAAACUGAUUAAAGAAAUCAAAGAAAUUCAAGAAGAAAAUGAAGUGAACGAAACGAAUCUGAAAGAUCUAAAAGAAAAAUUAAGAGAAAUCACUAGAAAAGUCAACGAUUCAUCCGAAAUCUUCAUCGAAGAAGAUUCACAAACAUUUAUCACAAGAAUCUCAGUGAAAUCAAGAAGAAAACCAAAGUUGGAGAAAUGGAAACAAAAUGGAUCGACAAUCUGUGGAGGAAAUGGAAGAGGAGACAAAUCAUAUCAACUUUCAAGUCCUGAAGGAAUAUUUAUCGACAAAUAUCAAAAUAUUUUCAUUGCGGAUUCGGGGAAUCAUCGAAUUGUUCGAUGGAAAAGAAAUGAAAAUGAAGGAACAAUUGUGGCUGGUGGAAAUGGAAAAGGAAAUAGUUUGUAUCAAUUGAAUCACCCAACAGAUAUGAUUUUCGAUGAACAAACUGAUUCACUCAUCAUUGCUGAUUAUGGAAAUCGAAGAGUAAUGUGGUGGUUUUUGAACGAAGAUAAACCGGAGAUUUUCUUAAGAAGAAUCGACUGUUGGCGAUUAACAAUGGAUAGAUUUAGAUGUGUUUAUGUAUCUGAUGAUAUGGAACAUGAAGUGAGAAGAUGGAAAAUGGAAGAAGACGGCAGAGGAAGAAUAUUCGCUGGUGGAUAUGGAAGAGGAGAGAACCUCCAUCAGUUCCAAUUUCCAAAUUUUAUGUUUGUCGAUGACGAACAAUCUAUUUAUGUUUCAGAUGUGGAAAACCAUCGUGUAAUGAAAUGGAUAAAAUACGCAGAGGAAGGAAUUGUUGUUGCUGGUGGAAAUGGAUGCGGAGAGAAUCCGAAUCAAUUGAAUUGUCCUGAAGGAAUUAUUGUUGAUCAUGAGGGUCGAAUUUAUGUUGCAGAUUGUGGGAAUCAUCGAAUAAUGCGAUGGUGUGAAGGAGAUGAAGAAGGUGAAAUAAUUGUUGGCGGAAAUGGACAAAGAAAUGAACCCAAUCAAUUGUCUUAUCCUCGCAGUUUAUCAUUUGAUGGUGAAGGAAAUCUUUAUGUUGGUGAUAAGGAAAAUCAUCUAAUUCAACGAUUUGAUUUGAUCAUUUGA
This is a messenger RNA of Adineta ricciae, 1422 nucleotides long. NCBI's taxonomy places the organism in Eukaryota, Metazoa, Rotifera, Eurotatoria, Adinetida, Adinetidae. The record is from the annotation of a GenBank genome assembly.